Molecule: messenger RNA, 661 nt
Organism: Hibiscus syriacus
Lineage: Eukaryota; Viridiplantae; Streptophyta; Magnoliopsida; Malvales; Malvaceae
Product: protein CASPARIAN STRIP INTEGRITY FACTOR 1-like
Exons: 3
Coding region: 110-385 (91 amino acids)
Source: RefSeq, a predicted model, not a curated record
AUAAACCCAUUUGUUGGUUCAUCUCUAAGCCUAUAGCUCUUAUAGCAAAUAUAACGUUGAAGCUAAUACAAAUAUCCCCUUGCAAUUUGCUCCAUAUAUUCCCACUUGAAUGAGAGAAAAUAAUUGCUUAAACAUGCAUAAUAUGAAGAAGAUUGUUCUACUUUUGUUCUUGGUUUCAGCUUUGCUUUUCUCAAUUUCGAUGGCAGGUCGCUAUUCUAAGUUCGAGAAUAGGUUGACCGAGGAAGAAGUUGAUGCAGCUCUUGAGGAGAGUGGGGAAGGGGAAGGAAUCCAUGAAAGAGUGCUUCGAGUAAACACUAAAGACUAUGGAAAAUAUGAUCCAUCACCAGCUCUUGUCAAGCCUCCCUUCAAGCUCAUACCUAAUUAAUUGCCUCAUAUAGCAAUUUGGGUAAGGAGCUUUGCCCUCAGCUGUGUCACCCUACUUGAAGAAAAUGAAGCAAUAUAUAUUAUUACAUUAUAAUUAAUAUAAUAAUUAGUAAUAAACCUAGCUUAUAUAUAUAGAUAUAAAUACAUUGUAUUAUAUGUCAUAUAUAUUGUAAUACUAAGUUUAAGAAGCUUUAUGCUUUGUUUCAAAGUACAGUGAGAGAGACAGAGCCAUGGACUGAAUCUUACCAUGUAUUAUGUGCGAUAUAUAAAAUAUUCU